Molecule: messenger RNA, 4959 nt
Organism: Nicotiana tabacum (common tobacco)
Lineage: Eukaryota; Viridiplantae; Streptophyta; Magnoliopsida; Solanales; Solanaceae
Source: RefSeq, a predicted model, not a curated record
UGAUAUUCACGUGAAGACGCGACUAUUAAAGCAGCCCUCAGAUUUUCCCCUCCUUAUUCCUGCGGCUUUUUCGUUUUCUCUGUUUGCAAACUCACGAAAAUACAAGCCUCGUCGUUCUUCAUUCGUAAUGGCCAACAGGCAUACUAUUAUUCUCAUGCAAACAUCUCAGAAUAGAGCAACUCGCACUUUCAUGGAUUACGAAUCAAUAAGUCAAGCAAUGGAUGGUAUUAAUCAUUACACUAUAACUGCAUGCACUUUUGAGAUAUACACUUUCUGGAUUACCUAUGAAAUUGCUUUAAAAGUUUUUUUUUCUUUUUUCGUAAAUGUGGGUAAGCAGAAAUAUGGCAUGAAACUAGGAAAAUAUUUGAAUCACAAACCUAUUUGUCAAUUACAGAUUUAUAUCAGCAGCUUGAAAUAUGUUACUAGAAUUCAACAUAUUUUAGCAAUCUACCUGUAGUCCUUGCAAACAAUUUCAUUCUGUAUCAUUAUCUAUAGGAGAAAAUCCUUCUUUCUCUUAUAAAACUUUGACAAAUGCUUAUUCUGUACCUUCUUAUCGAACCUCAACGAACAUUGGUCUGACUAAUUCAAGUAUGUUAAUCUUAACUUCCCAUUUUGUUCAUCACACCUUUAGAAUUAUGGACAAGAGCUUCUGUGAGAGUAAAUAUGAUAGACAAGAACUAGGAUGGAUAAAGGAAUGAAGGGUAUCUUUUGACUACAAGGUAAAGGAAAUCAAGGCAAAUAGAGAAUCACUCUUAUGAUGGGAUUGGAUAGUAGAAAGGAACUGGGACCUGUAUGGACUUACUUUCUAGGAAUAAGUAGGAUCAUUACGUCAAGGGAAAGGCCUUCUUAAAUCUCCAUAAGACUGCAUUCUUUUUCUUUUGCAUUAUAGGUGUGUUGUUAUAGACCCCGUGACAAGCAAGAAACUUCAUGGUUCUGGAGUUAGUUAGUCUAGGGAUGUUCUUGCAUUUAAUUGACUCAAGCCCUCAAUGACAGUCCAUAUUGAUGUUAGAAGUUUAUUCUGAGGCACUACAUAGAGUUGUGAGAUCAUAUGAUAUUCAGGAAAGUGCUCUUUCCCCUAAUGCUUAUACACAUCUCCAAGUUAAGAAAGUUAAAACCCGUCAUGUUUCACUAAAAUUCACUUGGAUACCUUCGAUUUUGAUCCACCCAUCCGUUAAUGGAAACAAAUAGAAAGGCUUUUGCACAAGACGACAGUUAUUUGUUUAAUACACUUGGAUGUUAAUUGCCUGGAAAAUGUAAAGUAUCCAUAUAGGAAAUAUCAACUAACUAAACCUUAGAGAGAGAAGAUGGAGUCUUUCCUCCCACCCAAUCUCCUCUUCUUCCCUUCCUUUCUUCAUUUAUAACAGAGAUAGCCCCUCCGCGACCAACCCUCAAAAAACAUCUCCGGCAGAAAAGGACCCACGCACCCUCACGCGCCACCGGAAGGAGUUUUCCAGCGGUCCACGCGCCGGCGCGUGACACUGUUUCCGGCCAGAUUUUGGGAAUUUUUCUUCAGAACAACCUCUUCUCCUCGCAAAUCCGAGCCUACCCAUCCAAUUAAAAUCAAAUUCCAACCGCUUUUAUAUUUUUCCGGUGUGAACAAUGUGUUUUCCAGCAUUUGAGUACUGCAAAAGCUUUUCCGGCAUCGUUCAGUACCGGAAAAUACAUCUUUCCUUCCUACACCCUAUUUUCACCCACUGUGAUUACUGAUUCUCUUAAAUAAAAGUUAUUUCUUAUGGGGGAAAAUAGAAUUUAUCUUAACGCUGGUUUUAAAUCUUUUGAUAUCAUCAGAUGGACCUCCAACAAUGAUACAUGGUUCGAUUGGGUGGAGAGAAGUCGCAAUAUGAUGAGACGCUUCACGUUAAGCAAAAAGACUAUGGAAUGGGUCUGUAAUGUGCUCAAAGAAGCUUCUAAUGACCAGAAGAAUGUGGUACGGAGAUGGAAGAAUAAGGACAGACUAACUGAAUAUUUUUGUACUAGGAAGUACAAUGACCAUGGGAGAUACAUGAGUAUAUUGUCUUUCAAAAGAGACAAUCGUGAGGUCAUUAUAAUCCCUGAACUUGCUUUGAAUGCAGGAUGGAGAGACAUUGCAUUUAAGAUAGAAAGGUUUAUUAAAUGCUCCUCCCAACUCAAUUUCAUAGGGCCACCCAGACUUUCUGUGGCAAAUUACCCUUAUGCCAAAGCAGUACAAGAGAGAGAAUGGCAAUCAAACAACCUUCAUGAAGCAGUUGUCAGCACUAAUAAAAGAGGCAUCACGAUCCUGGAGCCAAAUGGGAUGAAAGAUAACGGACUUCUGACAAGAUGUAUCAUUGGGUACUUUGAGAAGGAAACAACUGAGAGACCUACACUAUCAGACAUUCGAAGAUGGGCCUGUAUAACGUGGAAAACAACAUUUGGAGUGAACAUGUAUAGGAUGGCUGAGAAUCUUUUUCUGUCUGAGUUCCCCAACAGAAACAUGGCUGAGCAGAUUCUCCAAGGAGAAUGGAGGUGGAAGAAAUGCAAGCUUUAUCUCGAAUGGUGGAACCCCAUCACCGGUUGUCUUUCCAAAUCCAUAUCUGUCAAAAGCACCCGGAUCAGAGCCAUGGGAGUCCCCCUACAUCUGUGGUCACAUAAGAUUUUCAAAGAAAUAGGAGACCUUUGUGGUGGGUGGAAAGCUACGGAAGAAGAGACAGAACUCAAAAACCAUCUCAAGUGGGCAAGAAUUCAAGUAGCAGGAGAUGGCUGCAAUAUACCAAACGAGGUAGUCAUUGAGAGCGAGGGGGUCAAAUUUUUCAUACCAAUAUGGCCUGAAAGGAAAACUCGCUUUGAACUAGGGCCGGAGAUUUCCAGGGAGACAACCGGAGAUGACACAGGAUCGAAGCCUCUGAAGAACGGUCGGACAAAGAUAACCUACGAGGUAGAAGGGGUACAGGAUAGCCUUUUAGCUGUAGAUGGGACGGGUAAGUACCACGUGAGGUGUACUGAGUACAUUGACAAAAAUAAGGGAAAGGCACGUGCAAUGCAAGAGGAUGGUUUGGGAGAAAAAAUAUUACUUUUGGGCCAAUCCAGCGUGUCCAGCAAUGUGCCAGGUAUUAAAAAUACAAUUGGGCCUGACUGUGCAGCCCAAGUCAUCUUUAAUGAAUCAUAUCUGGAGCCCACAGAGAUAGCAAGGUUCGACUCUUUUCUAGAAGAAACGAAAGCUGUUUUACAUUCACAACAAGAAGCCAACCAGGAGAGUCAACAGAGGUUCGUUGAUGUAGUUGCAAACUUGGGGAGUUCACCACAUGCGGAGAUGCUGAUGCUAGAGGAGCCAAGAGAAGAAGAACGGAAAGGGUUACAAGAGAUGAAGGUAGACGAUGCUCUGCCACUAAUCGUAAUUGGGGAACCUCAUCUUAUUUUUGAAAUUGAGUGUGAGAACCAACUACAUCUCAAUUCAAUUGGGGAAAAUUGGGAAGUCGAAUAUGUUGAACCCCUUCUGGUUCAGCAUCAGGAGUCUUUUCUGGAGAAAGAGAUGGAUGCGACCUUAUGGGUUCAUCAACAUUUGCUCAAACUGAGCAAAAUGUUUGGGGUAGAUUUUCAGGGACAUGAAGAAGAAGCUUUGGAAUUACUUAUGCAGAUAUAUAGUUGUAGACAAGCUAGAAGGAUGGAGCCAGCACUAGACAUCAAGAAAACUAGAUUCAAAGGGGCAUACGAGCUGAAAGGUUUGGUUUCCUUUGAUGUUAAAUUCCAGAGCAACGGGAAAAGAUUUAGGGGAAAAAGCCUGACACUAAUUGAUCAAUGAAGUUCAAACUAGUUUCAUGGAAUGUAAGGGGACUUAUGAUUUGGCUAAAAGAAGGAUAGUAAAGAGUUUAGUUCAACUCUGGAAUGCAUAUAUUAUCUGAUUUCAGGAGACUAAACUUGAGGGGGAAAUACAAGAGCUUGUUAAGCAGAUUUGGGGAGGGCGCUGGGUGAAGAUUGCUUGUCUGGAGUCUAGUGGUACUAGAAGGGGCAUUAUGAUGUUAUGGGAUUGUAGAAUCUGAAAAGCGGAAGUCGUUCAAAUUGGAGCCUAUACAUUUGCAUGCAAAUUUGAGGCAUUCUUGCAGAACUCUGAAUGUCACAUAACAGGGGUGUAUGCCCCAAACUGUAAUAUUGAGAGGAGGAAAGUUUGGUGGGAGAUAGGAGCUGUGAGGGGUUUGGUGGAGGGCCCAUGGGCUGUUUGUGGUGAUUUUAACGUUACCGGAUUUCCUUCUAAGAAAAGGAACUGCCUUAGGAGAUCCAGAGCUAUGGUGGAAUUUUCAGAUUUUAUAAAUGAUAUGAAUCUGAUCGAUUUCCACUAGGAGGUGUUUACACCUGGUUCAAAGGGGAUAAUCAAAUAAUCUCCUCAAGAAUUGAUAGAAUCCUGAUCUCUGAAGAAUGGGAUGACACCUUCAGGAACAUCAAGCAAACCCUCUUCCAACGACUAAUCUCUGACCAUGUUCCUGUGUCUUUACAAUGUGGUUCUUGGGAGUACACCAAGUCAUACUUCAAGUUUGAUAGCUGGUGGCUGAACACAUAAGGCUUCAUAGAUAGAAUCAAAGAAUGGUGGACAUCUUUUGAAUUUUCAGGGAGGCUAGAUUUCAUCUUAGCUUGUAAAAUGAAAACACUCAAAGGCAAGCUGAAUGAAUGGAGUAGAAGUAGCCAGGGGAAUUUGGGAUUGCAAAAGACCAACAUGCUAAAUCACUUAGUAAUGUUGGACUUUACUCUAGAAUAUAGAGCCCUAACAGAAGAGUAAUCAAUGAAGAAGGCCUCUCUUCUCAUGGAAUAUGAGGAACACCUGAAAAAUGAAGAAAUUGCAUGGAGGCAGAGAUCCAGAGCUCUUUGGCUUAAGGAGGGGAACAAGAAUACAAGUUUCUUCCAUAAAAUUGCUUAUGCACAUAAGAGAAGCAAUAACAUUGAUCAGUUUGUUUAUUCAGGAAGAAACAAUUGUAGAGCCACAAAGAAUCAAGGCUGAGAUCAUUGACUUUU